GGAAAGUUUUCCGUUUUUGCGGUGGUCUUGUCUUGAUCCCAAACAUCUCCAAGCUUCUGUAUUGUCCUUCGUUUUCUCUUUUUAUCUAUUCUCCUUCCCCUCGUGCUGAAUCAAGAAUUUUGAGUCCCAUUUGUAAGUAAUGCUGUGAUUUUUUGUUCAAGAAAAUUACCGUCUAACAGUCGUGAUAGAUAACCCGCUUAAAGAGGCUGUGGUGGUGUUUCGGUGGAAGUUCAGCGUCAGUCUCCAUUGCCCCUGAUGAAAAGAUAGAAUCUUUUGAUCACCUCGAUCAUUUUCUUCGUUUCCGUCUUUGAUUUUCAAUUUCUCUCUGCGUACUUCACGCCAUGGCUACCGCUUCAGAUCGUACGAGUCUACGAUAUUCUUCCCCUUGGCCGAAAUUGACGUCACUCGGAAGUUACGAUUUUGUUGAAUCUGCUUGGAUCACCGUUAAAAAUCGCAAGCCGCGUGGAAACAGCGAGUCUCGCGAUGUAGUCUCUCCCAGCGGUGAGGGAGAAGCCGCCAGACGUCGCGGCGGUACCUCUCGCGACGCAAUCCCUCCAGCGGCCAUGGAGCCGACACACCUUGCGGCGGUGAAUCUAGCGGCAUCGACGUACCUGGCGGUGGCGCAGCCUCGAAGCUGGCCUCUAGUGCGUUCUGAAAACGUAAAAAAAACAGUGACUCCCAAAUGAGGAAAACUGCUACUGCACAUUGAAGGACUCCCUCUCUUCUUGGCAUUUAAGUCCAGGGAGGACCAUCGCAAACAGAUUGAGUUGGAGGAGGCACGAAAAGCGGGGCUUGCACCAGCUGAGCUUGAUGAGGAUGGGAAGGAAAUCAACCCUCAUAUUCCCCAGUAUAUGUCAUCUGCGCCAUGGUAUCUUAAUGCCGAGAGACCUAGUUUGAAACAUCAAAGAAAAUGGAAAUCUGAUCCCAAUUACACCAAAUCAUGGUACGAUAGAGGUGCUAAAAUCCACCAGGCUGACAAGUAUAGGAAAGGCGCAUGCGAAAAUUGUGGAGCUAUGACGCAUGAUGUGAAGUCAUGUAUGGAAAGACCACGAAAAGUGGGAGCAAAAUGGACAAACACUCACAUUGCCCCUGAUGAAAAGAUAGAAACUUUUGAGCUUGACUAUGAUGGAAAACGGGACAGAUGGAAUGGUUAUGAUGCGUCAACUUAUGCUCGAGUCAUUGAGAGGUAUGAAGCUAGAGAUGAAGCACGAAAGAAGUACCUGAAAGAACAACAACUUAAGAAAUUGGAGAAGAGCAACCAAAACGGUGAGGAUGCUGCAAGUGAUGAGGAUGAUGAGGAAGAUGAUCUAAGGGUAGAUGAGGCAAAGGUUGAUGAGAGCAAACAAAUGGACUUUGCAAAGGUUGAGAAGCGUGUGCGUACAACAGGUGGUGGGAGUACAGGAACUGUGAGGAAUUUACGUAUUCGAGAAGAUACUGCAAAAUAUCUUCUUAAUCUUGAUGUCAAUUCAGCACAUUAUGAUCCCAAGACCAGAUCCAUGCGAGAGGAUCCACUUCCAGAUGCAGAUCCAAAUGAAAAAUUUUAUGGGGGUGAUAACCAAUAUAGAAAUAGUGGGCAAGCUUUGGAAUUUAAGGAGUUGAACAUCCAUGCUUGGGAAGCAUUUGAAAAGGGACAAGAUGUUCACAUGCAAGCGGCCCCAUCACAAGCUGAAUUAGUCCAUAAGAGUUUCCUUAUCCGGAGUGAGGAGCUGAAGCAUCAAACAAAGAAAACCAUUAUUGAGAAGUAUGGCAAUGCUGCUGAUGAGAACAAGCCUCCAAGAGCACUUCUGCUUGGCCAAACUGAAAUGCAAGUUGAGUAUGAUCGUGCUGGUAGAAUAAUUAAAGGCCAGGAAGCAGCUGUUCCCAGGAGCAAGUAUGAAGAAGAUAUUUACAUUAACAACCACACAACUGUGUGGGGUUCAUGGUGGAAGGAUCACCAGUGGGGCUAUAAGUGCUGCAAGCAAACAAUUCGAAAUAGCUAUUGCACUGGUGCCGCUGGUAUUGAGGCUGCUGAAGCUGCAAGUGAUCUUAUGAAAGCUAAUAUUGCCCGAAAGGAGGCUGCUACAGAGGAUCCUGCACCUGUGGAGGAGAAAAAGCUUGCUACGUGGGGUACUGAUGUUCCAGAUGAUUUAGUUCUAGAUGAGAAAUUGCUUGCUGAUGCACUCAAGAAGGAAGAUCUAAGGAAGAGGGAAGAAAAAGAUGAGAGGAAACGCAAGUAUAAUGUCAGAUGGAACGAUGAGGUUACUGAAGAGGAUAUGGAAGCAUACAGAAUGAAGAAAGUACAUCAUGAUGAUCCAAUGAAAGAUUUCCUACACUGAGCUUCAAAAUAAUAUCUCUUUCAUUAAAAGUCAGGAGCUCGGGGGAGCUAUUAAUGAUUUUAUAUAGAUUUUUAUGCAUCAGUUAACACUUCCGAGUCGCACAAUCACUUCAUAAUCACUUAUGAAGGAGAUUCGAAAAAGGCUUACCUGCUGAGCAGUCACUUCAUUCUCGUCCUUUUCCUUAGCUUUCUCCUCAUUUUGAACUUCAGCUUUGUUCCUGAUAAGAUAAGCUCAUCCACCUUGCUUGUAUACCCUCUAAUAAGCUUCAUUAAAAAAAAUGGUUAACUUCGGCUGUUGAUGAAUAUCAAUAUACCAGAGCCACAAACAAAAGCAUACCUGUAAGAGACAUGGGAAAGCAAAAUCAAUCAUGUUCAUCCAAGCUAGCUCAAGAGCAACAUCUGGCCGGAUAAUAUCAUUACAGACAAAGACGCAUGAUACAAAACACGCCUUCUAUAUCAAUAUAUUCCUUUUGUUAAUUAAGAGAAAAGAACUGGUGCAGGAAAUGAAGAACGGAGCAGCCAAAUAAUUUCUAGCCGGAGCGGGGAUCAACCGUACUAUGCCACCAAGUGGGGCCUAGUUUGUAUCUAAUCUUAUAACUUAUAUUACCAGAGUUGGAUAUUUUAAGGAAAA
Vigna angularis (adzuki bean) is the source of this 2945-nucleotide messenger RNA. RefSeq names its product pre-mRNA-splicing factor SLU7. Gene Ontology annotation, molecular function: pre-mRNA 3'-splice site binding. Gene Ontology annotation, biological process: mRNA splicing, via spliceosome. The transcript is spliced from 11 exons. Lineage: Eukaryota; Viridiplantae; Streptophyta; Magnoliopsida; Fabales; Fabaceae. The record is from RefSeq and is a predicted model, not a curated record. Gene Ontology annotation, cellular component: spliceosomal complex. Bases 852 to 2315 code for a protein of 487 amino acids.